Messenger RNA from Durusdinium trenchii, 1095 nucleotides. The record is from the annotation of a GenBank genome assembly. NCBI's taxonomy places the organism in Eukaryota, Dinophyceae, Suessiales, Symbiodiniaceae.
AUGGCCUCACCAUCCUCACCCGUCCCUGUGACCAUCAUCGCUGGAUCCUUCGGGUCGGGGAAGACGACUCUAUGUAACCAGCUGCUGGAGACAUGUGCUGCUGCACGGGCAAGUGUGGCUGUGAUUUCGCACCGCUUUGCUGAAGAGUAUGCUUGCCAGCCAGUGGUGAUUGACCAAUCGCACUGCAAUUUGGUGGAAGAGGUUUUCGAUUAUGGCAGUGGCUGUUUGUGCUGUACCCCUGGUGGUGAACUAAAUCAAAUGCUGAACAAUAUGAUCAUGUGGGGUGAGCACUAUGACCAUGUGCUUGUUCGAGCAGGUCCUGCUGCUGAUCCGUUGCUUUUUGCUGAUGCGGUGCAGCGAAGCAGCGCUUAUCGCAUUUCAGGGUUGGUCACAGUCGUGAAUUCUUCGAUGCUUAGCUACCCUGAGCAAUUGACCUACGGCGCAUCUUUCGACCAACUGCAAGCAGCAGACGUGCUCCUCCUGCGGUUGGAGAAGGCUGAUGGAGAGGUGGAGGCCUUGCAGCAGCUGCAGGACAUUUGCCAAGCAAAGGGCAUCAGCACACCCAUUCGACUUUGGAGACAUGGGACUGCUAUUGACAGCGAGUUCUUACUGAAUUGUCGUCCAGAUGAUCGAGAAUACACAUGCAAACCAUCCAGCUUGGUGCCAAAUCUCAUGGCAAGCCACGAUACAAACUUCAAGGCUAUCCAGAUGGUUGAGAACGGCAUAGUCAGUUUGCAGGCAACGCAGCAGUGGGCUGUAAGCUUACUUCGCCAAGGAUUCAUCGUGCGCCUGAAAGCGCUAUUGCCAGUGCGGAUCGAGGGCGACAUGUGGAUGCUUCUCAUCAAUGCAACGCGUGGACAAGCUAUGGGCCUGAGCGUUGUCAAGGAAGCACCAACACAAGUGUUCAUGGGCGACCUACAGACACUGGUCCUGCGGAAGGUUGAGGCUGCCGAUGCAACCAAGCCGCUUUGCAGGCUCUUCCUCCUGUUGGGCCCUCCAAUGGCAAAGGGCUUGGGUGAUAUGGAUGACCUCGUGAAGUGCAUGCCUUCGAGCGUUGACUUGGCUGACGAUUUUGCCUCACUUCUUGUUGAUUAG